Molecule: messenger RNA, 456 nt
Organism: Paramecium octaurelia
Lineage: Eukaryota; Ciliophora; Oligohymenophorea; Peniculida; Parameciidae
Source: the annotation of a GenBank genome assembly
AUGCAAAUUAAACAUCCUGUUUUGGUUCUAAAAAAGAAAGUAAAGGAAAGAAUAGAAUAUAAAAUAAAAUGGAAUACUGGUUCAAUUACGUAUGAACCAAUGGUUGAACUCACACCAGAAAUGCUUAGUUUAGUCAAUCAAUGGGAAUUGAAGGAACAUAGCAAAAUGAAUGUCAAGUCCAUUGAAAAGAACAAUACUAAAAUAACAAAAAUAAUUGAAGAACAAUUGAGGUACAAAAUGGAAGUUGAAAAACCGAAUCUUAGUCCUCAUAAGGAGAGAAGCUCAGAAAAGGGAUAUGUAAAAUCUUUAAGAAAGAAUGAUGGAAGAAUAGAAUUUUGGAUAUAUAUACAUGACGAAGGUAUAGAGAGAUGGGUUACUUUGGAAGAAGUCAAAAAUAGAAUGCCAAUAGCCUUGUGUGAUUAUCUUUUAUAAAAGAUUAAGUUUGGGGGAAAGUGA